AUGGGCUUCGUCAACCGGAUCAUCCAAAGCCUCGAAGUCACUCAUAACCCUAAUCUCACGCUCAUCGAGCAGCUCAUUGCCAAUGACGAUUUGUUGCCUGUCGAGCCAGAGAAACGCACAUGGCGUGCGUACAACUAUGUUGCCUUCUGGGUAGCAGACAUGUUUAAUAUAAACAUGUGGAUGAUCGUAUCCUCCAUGAUCCAGCUAGGGAUGUCGUGGUGGCAAGCCUGGAUAUGCGUGUGGCUGGGCCAGGGCAUCGCCACGCCUUUCCUUGUCCUGAAUGCGCGUCCUGGGGCCAUUUUUCACGUAACGUUCCCAAUCGUGAAUCGCACGAGUUUCGGGAUGUUCGGGAGCUUGUGUAACGCGCGAGCUAAGCAGCACAGCAUAUGGUAUGGCGUCCAGGCAAGCAUCGGUGGUUCCUGUGUGCUCGUAAUGCUCAGAGCAAUGUGGCCUAGCAUAGACGACCUGCCAAAUUCAAUGCCCGCGUCCUCUGGAACGAACACUCGAGAUUACCUGUGCUUCUUCCUCUUCUGGCUCAUUUCCCUACCGGUCAUUUGGCUUCCUGUGCACAAGGUCCGCCACUUCUUCCUUGUGACGCCCAUCCUGAUGCCCAUAGCCUCGAUGACGUUUCUCAUAUGGUGCAUCGUGAAAGCUCACGGAAUUGGCCCGAUCGUGCACCAAUCCUCCACGUUGCACGGAUCAAAGCUGGGUUGGGCCAUGGUGGUCGGUACUAUGUCAUGUGUCAGUAACAAGGUGACGCUUGUCACAAACGCACCAGACUUCGCCUCCCGCGCUCGCACCCCGUCGGCCGCGCUAUACCCGCAAUUGUUUGCGAGUCCUCUAACCGCGUCUUUUGUGUGUUUGAUUGGAAUCCUUGUGAGCUCUUCAUCGCAGGCAAUUUACGGGAGAGCCAUCUGGUCUCCCAUUGAACUUCUGGGAAACUUCUUAUAUGACAAUCCAUCGAAAGCCACGAGAUUUGGGGUAUGGUUCAUUUCGGCGUCAUUUGUGAUUGCACAGGUGAAGUUGCAUGUUUCCGUUUCCUUCGCUGUUGGUUGCAAUCGUGAUGCUUCUUUCCUAGAUGGGCACGAACAUUUCCGCGAACUCAGUAACAUCCGACGCGGGGGGUAUAUCGCUGCUACCGUCGGUCUGGUCAUGUGUCCAUGGAACCUUCUGAAGACUAGCAAUGAGUUUACCUCUUAUCUAUCUGCAUAUUCAGUGUUCCUGAGCUCCAUUGCUGGUGUGAUGGUGACGGAAUACUAUGUUGUCCGCAAGGGUCAUUAUAACGUAAAGGACCUUUAUAACACCAGGAAGGACAGCUGGGCAUACACCGCGUAUAUUGCCGGAAUUCUGAUCAACGCUGUCGGUUUCGCUGGAGCCACCGGGCGGGAAGUCCCCUUGGUGGCCACCCGGAUAUACGAGUUGUCAUUCGUUACGGGCUUUGGAGUUUCUGCAGUCGUCUAUUGGGCGCUAAAUCGUGUUUUCCCAGUGGUCGGCGCUGCUGACACGUUCGAGGAGAUUGACGUGUCUCAGUAUGAACUUAAGGCAAAUGGGUCGCAGGAUAUUGAGGAAAUGGACAUAGAUACGAAGGACGCGGGAUCAGAGACCGCGAGCGAAUGAUAAGGAGGCAACUCAAAAGGAAACUUGAUGAAGUUCACCCUUUCGUUGAGACAGAAUGUCGUCCGGAGGCACUCAAUCACCAAUAUGCCGACUCGCGUAGGCCUAUGGGAGUUUUCUGUGUCGAUAGUAGUAUUUCAGGGUCAACAAUUGUUAGAGAUAUGCAUAACAAGUCCCGUCUGUAUUAUACUAACGAGCAUCCGUGGUGUCUGGCGGUGUUGACUUCCACUCCCGACUCAAACUGAACACAAAACCCUCGCUCAUCGUUGUCCGCAAAUUCGCCUAGUAAGCUCUUAGCUCCUGCCUGACACAAGUGAUGUCGUCGUGCACCAAGCACUCUAUUCGUCAAGUCCCUC
Messenger RNA from Suillus clintonianus, 1970 nucleotides. RefSeq names its product permease for cytosine/purines, uracil, thiamine, allantoin-domain-containing protein. Gene Ontology annotation, cellular component: plasma membrane. Gene Ontology annotation, molecular function: nucleobase transmembrane transporter activity. Gene Ontology annotation, biological process: nucleobase transport; transmembrane transport. Bases 1 to 1617 code for a protein of 538 amino acids. Lineage: Eukaryota; Fungi; Basidiomycota; Agaricomycetes; Boletales; Suillaceae. The record is from RefSeq and is a predicted model, not a curated record. The transcript has 12 exons.